This is a messenger RNA of Sardina pilchardus (European sardine), 5824 nucleotides long. Its product is annotated as disintegrin and metalloproteinase domain-containing protein 10-like. The record is from RefSeq and is a predicted model, not a curated record. The transcript is spliced from 17 exons. NCBI's taxonomy places the organism in Eukaryota, Metazoa, Chordata, Actinopteri, Clupeiformes, Clupeidae. Gene Ontology annotation, molecular function: metalloendopeptidase activity involved in amyloid precursor protein catabolic process. Gene Ontology annotation, cellular component: plasma membrane; synaptic membrane. Bases 80 to 2461 code for a protein of 793 amino acids. Gene Ontology annotation, biological process: Notch signaling pathway; membrane protein ectodomain proteolysis.
GAAAGCAAACUGCUGUAAACACAGGGCGGCUGCGCCUUAGGAAGGACAAUAAGCUGGACGCGGAGUCAAUGCCCUAACAAUGGAUGUAGCCGAUAUGGUUAUAAUCAAAUUGAUCUGUCUGCUGUGCUUCAUUAAAACUAAUCAAGGUUACUACGGCAACCCACUGAACAAGUACAUCCAGCACUAUGAGGGGCUGUCCUACGACACGGAAGAGGUCCACGAGCGACACCAGCGGGCCAGGAGGGCUUUGGACCACGAGGACCGGGUCCUCAACCUCGACUUCCACGCACACGGAAGGCAUUUUAACCUGCGCAUGAAGAGGGACACCAGGCUCUUCUCCCAGGACUUCAAGGUGGAGAUGUCUGGAGAGGAGAUGGACUACGACACCUCGCACAUCUACACAGGGGAGAUCUAUGGUGAGGAAGGCAGCCUGAGUCACGGCUCUGUCGUGGACGGGAAGUUCGAGGGCUUCAUCGCCACCCACCGCGGAACCUUCUACGUGGAACCUGUGGAGCGCCACCUGCAGGACAAGAACGUCCCCUUCCACUCCGUCAUCUACCACGAGGACGACAUCAAUUACCCCCAUAAGUACGGCCCUCAGGGCGGCUGUGCCGACCACAACGUGUUUGACAGGAUGAAGAAGUUCCAGAACUCUGGGGUAGAUGAGCCCACCAACGAGCAUAAUGAGCUGCUGGAGGCGGAGCCGGGGGAGGGGCCAGUGCUGCUGAGGAAGAGGAGGAUGGCCCAGCCGGAGAAGAACACCUGCCAGCUCUUCAUCCAGACAGACCACCUCUUCUACAAGUACUACAAGACCAGGGAGGCCGUUAUCGCACAGGCAAGCACACACACAAAGGCCAUUGAUGCCAUCUACCAGGGCACCGACUUCAUGGGCAUCCGCAACAUCAGCUUCAUGGUCAAGAGGAUACGGAUCAACACCACGAGCGAUGAGCGUGACAAGUCCAACCCUUUCCGCUUCGCCAACAUCGGCGUGGAGAAGUUCCUCGAGCUGAACUCGGAGCAGAACCACGACGACUACUGCCUGGCCUACGUCUUCACCGACCGAGACUUCGACGACGGCGUCCUCGGCCUGGCCUGGGUUGGAGCUCCCUCAGGCAGCUCGGGUGGCAUCUGUGAGAAGAGUAAGCUGUACUCUGACGGGAAGAAGAAGUCUCUGAACACGGGCAUCAUCACGGUGCAGAACUACGCGUCCCACGUGCCCCCCAAGGUCUCCCACAUCACCUUCGCCCACGAGGUCGGGCACAACUUCGGCUCGCCGCAUGACUCGGGGUCGGAGUGCACCCCGGGGGAGUCCAAGAGCCAGGAGAAGAAGGAGAAGGGCAACUACAUCAUGUACGCGCGCGCCACCUCCGGAGACAAGUUCAACAACAACAAGUUCUCCGAGUGCAGCGUGCGCAACAUCAGCCAGGUCCUGGACAAGAAGAGGGGCAACUGCUUCGUGGAGUCUGGCCAGCCCAUCUGUGGAAACGGCCUGGUUGAGCCAGGCGAGGAGUGUGACUGUGGCUACAGUGACCAGUGCCGUGACCAGUGUUGCUAUGACGCCAACCAGCCCGACAACAAGAAGUGCAAACUGAAGGCCAACAGAGUCUGCAGUCCUAGCCAGGGUCCGUGCUGCACCCCAGAGUGUGCGUAUAAGGGCCGUAACGAUAAGUGCCGUGAGGAGUCGGAGUGUGCGCACCAGGGCAUGUGCAACGGCGUCAGCGCCCAGUGCCCCACCUCCGAACCCAAGGCCAACUUCACCGCCUGCCACGGGGAGACGCAGGUCUGCCUCAACGGGGGCUGUUCCGGCUCCAUCUGUGAGAAGUACGGGCUGGAGGUGUGCACCUGUGCCAGCGUGGAAGGCAAAGACGAGACCGAGCUGUGUCAUGUGUGCUGCAUGGAGAAGAUGAACCCCAGCACGUGCAGCAGCACCGGCUCCGACCGCUGGAUCCGCUUCUUCAGCCGCAAGGUCACGACCCUGCAGGCCGGAUCGCCCUGCAACGACUUCAAGGGCUACUGCGACGUCUUCAUGAAGUGCCGCUUAGUGGACGCAGACGGACCCCUCGCUCGCCUCAAGAAGGCCAUCUUCAACCCCGAGCUCUACGAGAACAUCGCCGAGUGGAUAGUGGCGUACUGGUGGGCCGUUCUGCUGAUGGGCAUUGCGUUGAUCAUGCUGAUGGCCGGUUUCAUCAAGAUCUGCAGCGUUCACACUCCCAGCAGCAACCCCAAACUGCCCCCACCAAAACCACUGCCCGGUACGCUGAAGCGGCGUCGAGCGCAGCAUGCCAGCCAGCAGCAGCAGCAGCAGCAGCACGCCCACCAGAACCAACACGGGCACCAGAACCAGCACGGGCAUCAGAACCAACACCCCCGGCAACAGAACCCGCGGCAGCCGCACGCCCACGCCCAGCGGCACCACCGCCAGCCGCGCGAGAACUACCAGAUGGGACAGAUGCGUCGCUGACCCCCCCGCCACCGCCGACCUCCGACCUCCGACCCCCCCCCCCCCCCACACACACACACACACCCCUCCUAGUGCCUGCAGUACAGGGGGAUGGACUUUCACUUCUCCAAAGAGCCACCACGUACCCACACACACACACAUUCCCAGUAGCCACACACACACACACACACACACACACACUCCUAAACGCACACUGGACAAGAGAAAUGACAAAUCCUGGGCUUACACUAGAGCCAAUCAUUCUGCUUCCUACACACACACACACACACACACACACACACACACACACACACACACACACACCCAGACAGUCAUGAGUUUAGAGGGGAUGGGGCCUGAUGCUGAUGGUAUGUGCAUCGUGCCGUUCUGAAGGAUGUCUUAUAUCUCUUCUGUCUCCUCUCCCGCACUCUUAUAUAUCUUCUGUUUCCUCUCCCGCACUCUCCUCUCACUCGCAACGCUCUCCUAAUGGCCUCUGUGAGAUGAGCUAGAGGUGUGUGUGUGUGUGUGUGUGUGUGUGUGUGUGUGUGUGUGUGUGUGUGUGUGUGUGUGUGUGCUAAAUGGGACCAUGUCUAGAACAGCACCUCAGCUGUGUGGAGUGAGAUGGGCUGUUCUGUCUCUUAAUCGUGUCGUCAGAUUCCCUCACCUUUCUCCAGAUCCAGCUCUCCUCAGGCCUCACCUGAGAGUGUUCAUACCUCUCUCUUCCUCACUCUUCUCCUCCUCCUCUUCUCCUCUCUUCCUCACUCCCCUUUUCCUUUUCUCUCUCCUCACUCCUCCUCUUUAGACCUCUCCUCCUCAGUUCUCUGCUCCCCCCUCCCUUCUGCUCUCCUCUCCUCUGCUCUCUUCAUCCCCCCCUCCCUUCUGCUCUCCUCUCCUCUGCUCUCUUCAUCCCCCCUCCCUUCUGCUCUCUUCAUCCCCUCUCCUCCUCUCUCUUCUCCUCCUCUCUUUUCUCCCUCUGUCUUUCUCCUCUUUCUUUGCUUCUUUCUAUCCUCCUCUUUAUUUCUAGUGUGCUUUGCUUUGUCUAAGCUGCAGAAGACGCCUUGUGUGUCCCUUAGCAGAAUCUUGGGGACUGUACAGAUGAAUGACUGUAAAGAAUUGUAUAUUACGUGAGAGCAAAACUUAUUUCUUCUACUGUCGAAAGAAAUUACUCGCAGUUGUGAUCAAACAUUCUCAGGAUUUGAAAACAUUACACUAUGGAGAUAUUGUUUAACUCUUGGAUGCAGAAGUCGAUCAGCUGAAGGGAUCGAUCAAUCAAUCAGUAAGUUGAUCAAUCAAAUGAAGGGGCCGUGGUGGUGGGCUGUUGCCGUGGCCACCAUGGUGGUGGGCUGUUGUCCGUGUGUAAGCGUAUCCAUGGGGAUGCUCCCCUCACGUCGUUAGGGCCUCUCUAGCUGCUCUCUGCAGCCACACCCACACCCACAAAGGUCAAAGGUCGCCUCUCUGAGCCGCCGAGCUGGUCUUGUUCCCCUCACUUCUCUGUCUGUUUUUCUUGUAGCUGUUGUGCCAGUGGGUGCAUGAACGAGGACUCUUCAACUGAGGAGGAAACGACUGAUGAAGUAGCUUUUAAUGAACAUGCUUUUUUCCCUUAUUCUUUUCGUUGGUAAUCUCAUUUGCAUUUUAAAAUGAUUGCUUAUUAUGAGAACGUUGAUUAAGAACCACUAACUAUAGCGUCUAGAUGUUUGAGUGGCAUUGAGAGCUAGAUCUAAACACUAAACACUUGUGAUGUUUGAGAUGAGAAACAAAACCACAUGUACUCACUGCCUGUCUAAUCGCCUGUUGCCAUAGCGCUCUUUGAAAAGCAUCGUCUGUAGCGAGCACCCUGCCCCAGUGAAGACACACACACACACACACACACACACACACACACACACGCACGCACGCACACACCAAAGGCAGGGUCUGAUCUGCCCCAUACACACACCAGAGCAUCACCCUGCCGCCUACACACACACACACACACACACACCUGCGCGCCAAACCACCCCUCCACUACGGCACACCCUGCUGCUAAGGGGUGGGCCUCAAUCACUCAAGCAUCCCCACCACCUGCUCAUCGGGACACGCCUGAUUGGUUCCUUACACCAUGAGCAUCAUCAUCGGGACACGCCUGAUUGGUUCCUUACACCAUGAGCAUCAUCAUCGGGACACGUCUGAUCGGUUCUUUACACCACCUGCUCAUCGGGACACGCCUGAUUGGUUCAUUACACCAUGAGCAUCAUCAUCGGGACACGCCUGAUUGGUUCAUUACACCAUGAGCAUCAUCAUCGGGAUGCCUCUGAUUGGCUGUGGUGGCAGCGAGGGGCGGGGUGUAGCGCUUCCUGCACCAGAGCAGCCUGGUGGAGGCGCUGCUGAGGUUUCCAUGGCAACAGAGAGAUGGACUCUGUCAGAAACCCAGCAUUCCAUUUUUCACAUGAAGGGUUUUUUGUUUGUUUGUUUGUUUGUUUGUUUUGGAUAUUGUAGUCCAUAAAAAUGACAGAGACUGAACUCCAUUUUGUCAGCCAUUGCUGUGAGGUCAUCACAGGAAAUCACUUGGGGAGCUGAGCGUCAAGAACAACACCGGACUUGUUUCCUUGUAAACUAUGUACAGUACCUGAACAGUUUGUGUUUCAUUUGAAGAUGAAUAUGACAUUUUGAUAUUUGUGUCGCCACUCCCCCUUUCUUUUUGUCUUACCAAUUAAAGAGAGAAGUUUGCCAGUGACAUUAAUGUGUGGGGAAAAAACCUACUUUUCUGGCAGCUUGAAAACAUCUGACCAUUCUGUUACUUUUGCUCUUAUUUCUGUUCUGGUUGGACUGGGGUGCAGAUGUGGACCAUGGUGGCCAACGACACUAGCGGUGGCGAACGACACUAACGGUGGCGAACGACACUAACGGUGGCGAACGACACUAGCGGUGACGAACGACACUAGCGGUGGCGAACGUCACUAACGGUGGCGAACGUCACUAGCGGUGAGCCCGUUGUGGUGCGAUUGGUCCGCUGCUCUGCCCAGAGGCCUCAGUCUCACCCUGCGCUGGGCCCUGGGACGAGGCACCUGUUGCCUGUUCUUUUAUUUGACUUUUUAAAUUGCAGCUCCGUUUAUUUGAGUUAAUUUUGCGUAGUCCUGGUAAGAGUGUAUAGAAAAACGUGCACUGAAAAUGAAAAUGUCCAAAUUGAGUGGAAAUGUUGUAGGUUAUGUAGGCUGAAAGAUCACAAAGUUAAAAAAGAAAAAAGAAUACUACUGUCUGCCGUUCAUGUUCACUGUGUUUUAUACAGUACCCAAAUUCUUUUGUUCACUUUGAACAUUUUUACUCUUAACAUUUGGAAACGUAUUGUGCAAAGAGAUGUAAUUUUUUGGAGUACUUGAAAUGCAUUAAUAAAAAGACUCAGUUGAA